UUAAUUCAUCAAACCAAAUCAAGGUCUCAUUCUUUCAGUCGCAUAAUCAUGGCGAGCAGUUUGUGGAAACAAAUUUUCGACAGUUUCAUUGCAGGCUGGGUGUGGUUGUUGGGAUGGAUUUUGGGAACACCCUCCACAUAUGCCCCCAGCACUAUCAAAUACGUGCAAAGUGCUUCCAGUGCUCUGACUGGGGAGGAGUUGGAGGCUGUGAAAGAUUCUUGGGCGCUAGUAAAAAAGGACGUUAAGACACAUUCCAUCAAUCUCUUCCUUCACUUCUUUUCGCUGUACCCGCAAUAUCAAAGCAAAUUCCCUGCUUUCAGGGACGUCAAGAAAGCUGAACUGACUACGAAUAGGGCCUUCAAGGCACACGCUUUCACUGUGGCUACAGCGUUAUCCGGAUUUGUAGAUCAUCUUGAGGAUUCCGAAGUUUUAGGCGAACUUUUAUUCAAAACUGGAGUAAACCACAAGGGAAGAGGAUUGGGCUUGAAUGAUUUUAAAAACCUCAACAAUGCCAUACUGGAUUAUUUUUCAAUCGCUUUAGGAAAAUUAUUUACCCCGGUUGUUAUGCGUGGCUGGACUAAAACACUAAACGUGGUACUUGGGAAAGUUGGAGAAGGCCUGAACAGUGUAGAAGACUAGUUUAGUUUAGUUAAAUUAUGAAGAAAGCAUAUCUUUUCAGUUUUUAUUCAACAUGUACGUACAUUUGUAUGCAUAUCUACACUAGCAUUUUUCAAGAGAGACUCGGCGAACAAUUGUUUACUUUAAAGAAAUAUCAUUAUGUGUAUUCAUGUCUGACCUAAAAAUUAGUGGGUAUAUAAUCUCUUGCUUUUCAAUCUAUAUUAUAAGCUGGAAAUGUUUGUCUGCAACGGAAGUGAAAGUAAUUUUCCGAAACGGAAGUCGAAACAGUCAUUUCCAGCUAAUUACAUAUGUAAAUACCAUAAAAAAUUAAUUAUGUGGAAUUAUGAACAAUCCCACCCAAAUUCCAUGAUAAUAAAAAUUAAGCCCGGCGGGAGACGGGCUUAAACGCUAGUGUACAAUAUUACUGUAAUAAGAUCGAAAUCUGAAUCGUGUAAAAAGU
Folsomia candida is the source of this 1078-nucleotide messenger RNA. RefSeq names its product globin. Bases 49 to 639 code for a protein of 196 amino acids. The transcript is spliced from 3 exons. Gene Ontology annotation, molecular function: heme binding; oxygen binding. Gene Ontology annotation, cellular component: hemoglobin complex; extracellular region. Lineage: Eukaryota; Metazoa; Arthropoda; Collembola; Entomobryomorpha; Isotomidae. Gene Ontology annotation, biological process: oxygen transport. The record is from RefSeq and is a predicted model, not a curated record.